AUGUCGUCCAGUAACCAGCCCCAGAAGAGCCCUGAAGAAAGAGUUGGGCAAGACGCACCAUCCACGCAGAGACCGCCUUCAGUAGCCGGUUCUGGAGCAGACUCGAGGCCUUGGGAAGAGGCAACUGGAGCAGACACUACAAUUCGGCGAGACUAUGGAACCCUGAGCAGCGUUAUACAUGCCUCAAGCAGCCAAAGACCACGCAGUGGACAUCGAAAUGACGAGGCCCAAGAGUCUCCUAGCGUCCUCCCAAUAUCCCCCCAGGCUACCAGGCGCAAGCCUCCAAUGAGAAGAGUCUCGACUCGGAGACAACUGCCUCAUCGAGGCGAACAAUUCUCGGUGGACGAUGACCCCGACGAAGUCGAAGUCGACAGGGAGCUCCAAACGACGCCAAACACCGCAUCCUUUCCGCCUCUGACACGAUCACAAUCCACCGUUCGUCGCCGAACUGCUGCCGCACCUCCGCAGUUACCGCGUGUUGAUUCUGCAGAAGAGGAGGCCGAGGAUAUGGUUCAACAGGAGCCUGUUGCAGAACCCAAUGAAGAAGCCGAUCCGGGUGGAGAAGAUGAUGAAGAAGGGCUUGAAGACUCUGAGGAUGCGGAUCUAAGUGAUGCAGAGAGCUUCACCUUGAGAGAUCGACAGUUAGCCAUCAACGAAACGCAUCCAUUUGGCAUCAGGAUCUGGAAACCUGCCUUAUACAAGAAAUCACGAUCAGUAGAAAAGGGAGCAGAAGAGGACAUUCAUUCCUCACCCAGCCAGAUUGUGAGCAACUGGUUGUGGUUCUUCAACUGCCUAUGGACUGUUCUGUUCGGCUGGUGGCUGAGCGUCGCAGCACUUAUCGGAGCCAUUGUCUGCUACUUGUUUGCCUUUGACCCUAGUGCGGCUGCAUAUGGCAGGAUUUUCCUGGGUCUGGCUGGCUACCUUUUCUGGCCCUUUGGAAAAUUUGUGAGACUCGAGCAAGAUGAGAACUACGCCGAGGAAGACGAAGGCGAGGGUCGCAGCAUCAGCGAGUACGAACGAUGGCAGAGUGGAGAUCUGGAGUAUGGUCGACUUAUGUUUGGACCUACUCUUACUCACACUGGGUCUAUCGUUGGCAGACAUCGAAACAGUGUCGACUCUGCAAGCGAGAGUGAAAGCCUCCUGAACCGGAGUGGAAGAGCAGACCGACAAGAGACCAAUGUGAGCGCCAAAGGCAAGCGACGACUAUUCGGCCGUGGGCAGUGGACCUUAGGCAGGGUCAUCUUCUUCGUUUUCUUCUACUUCAAUGUCGCCCCAUUGAUGCUACUGGUGUCGAUGGUCUGUUGGUUGAUGGUGUUCUGGAUUCCCAUGGGUCGAGUCACCUUGAUUUUGUUUUAUCACCUACGAAAACGACCGUUGGCUCUGACAUUCCACCGAGACGUCUCGCAUGCUAGAAGCUCCACCAAGCCUUCGUCAAUCCUCCUGUGUACUUACCGGGCGGUCGGUGUCAAAUACUGGAAGUACACAGUCGAUGGAACCAAUAUCUUCCUCAUCAACUUUCUGGCCGUUGUUGUCUUUGUCAUUUUCGACUACUUCGUUCUCAAGAUAGCAGUUGGGUUGGAUAUCUGGCUGACAAGUCCCGCGCUCAUGUUCACCCUGGCCCUUAUCUCCAUCAUCCCUUUGGCCUACUUCAUUGGACAGGCAGUGGCGUCGAUUUCGGCUCAAUCGUCGAUGGGGAUGGGAGCUGCCGUCAAUGCUUUUUUCUCCACCAUUGUUGAGGUAUACCUGUAUUGCGUCGCCCUUAACGAGGGGAAGGCCUCUCUAGUGGAAGGGAGUAUCAUUGGCAGCAUCCUCGCUGGUCUACUACUUCUUCCCGGGUUGUCGAUGUGUUUCGGAGCCAUAAAGAGAAAGACUCAACGCUUCAACGUCAAGUCUGCUGGAGCCACAUCUACUAUGUUGCUGUUCGCCGUCAUUGCAGCAUUUGGGCCAACCCUGUUCUACAAGAUAUACGGAAGCCAUGAGCUCAUCUGUAGAGCGUGUACUGCAGAGGGCGAGGACACUCCUGCGGAUUGUCGGCAAUGCUAUUUCCGCCAGGUGCCAGCCGUCUCGGACGACUUCUUUUUGAAAGCCGUGCGUCCAUAUUGCUGGAUUGCUGCAGUUUUUCUCUUUUCGUCCUACAUCAUAGGACUCCUGUUUACCCUGCGCACUCACGCUGCUAUCAUAUGGAGCACCGAACUGGACGAGAAGAAAGCUCAGCCUCCAACUGCUGACGUAAGUCCAUUGGACACCAGACAGCAAAGCGUGGUCAACUCGCAGAACCUGCCUAAACCUGACGGGUCCUAUCUCCCUCGAUCGGCUAUUAGGGAGUCUCAGUUGUACAAAAAGAUCUUGGGCCAGUCUCUGCGAUCCGCUGGGCUUCCGGAUGGCGAUGCUGGUGUUGAACGCGAGCAAUUCAGUUCUUACGAAAACGCCUCACACGUCUCAGCCACGGACCACCACAACAAGAGUGAUUUGCCUCAUGUGGUCCCGCCCAAAUCGAGCCACGGCUCCGAGGACGUCCAAAGCCCCCUUCUACAUCCUGUACUGCCUGGGCUAUCCGAAGAAGACAAUAACAACCUGGUUCGACAGGUUGCGGAACUAGCGGCGACAGCAGCAACGAUUGCCACCCGAGAUGCGGUCAAUCACCCCCGGACCGCGUCUUAUCAGGCCACUCAUGCUUACAGGCAAGACACUUCGAAAAGCCAAAGACCAUCCGUCCUUCGCAGAGACACUGUGACAGAUGAGGGAAUUGCAACUGCUGGGACGGAACAAGCUCCUGUGCCUGCUGUGGAGGGUGGUGGCCAUGAUGCGCCAAAUUGGUCCAGGACCAAAUCGUUCAUCAUCCUUUUGACAGCAACGGUUGCUUACGCUGUCGUGGCUGAAAUCCUGGUGGAUACCGUGGACGUUGUGCUUGAUUCGGUUGACAUCGAUGAGAAGUUCUUGGGAAUUACCUUGUUUGCGCUGGUACCCAACACGACGGAAUUCUUGAAUGGUAUCUCAUUUGCUAUGAAUGGGAAUAUUGCUCUCAGCAUGGAAAUUGGAUCAGCGUAUGCACUGCAAGUGUGUAUGCUUCAACUUCCGGUUUUGGUCCUGUUUUCGGCAUUGCGCUGGCCCUUUAUUGAUCCAGCGGACCUCAUCGACCACACCUUCAAUCUCAUCUUCCCGCAAUGGGACAUGGUGACAAUCAUUCUUUGCGUCUUCCUGCUCAGUUACAUGUCUGGGGAGGGAAAGAGCAACUACUUCAAGGGCAGCAUUCUGGUCAUGACGUACCUCGUGGUAGCUCUGGGGUUCUAUUUCAGUGGCUUCACCACCCUGACCAUCAUGGGGGUUGAUCCUUACGACACAUUGGCCAUCAAGUCAAGCAUGGCGUUUCAACAAAAUACACCUGGAACGAUCAGAACUCCGAGGGUGGUCAGUGGGAGGGAGUUAUAA
Fonsecaea multimorphosa CBS 102226 is the source of this 3429-nucleotide messenger RNA. RefSeq lists its product as uncharacterized. The record is from RefSeq and is a predicted model, not a curated record. Gene Ontology annotation, biological process: calcium ion transmembrane transport; intracellular calcium ion homeostasis. Gene Ontology annotation, cellular component: endomembrane system; membrane. Lineage: Eukaryota; Fungi; Ascomycota; Eurotiomycetes; Chaetothyriales; Herpotrichiellaceae. The coding region runs from base 1 to 3429 and encodes 1142 amino acids. Gene Ontology annotation, molecular function: calcium:proton antiporter activity. The transcript has 2 exons.